Messenger RNA from Betta splendens (Siamese fighting fish), 1594 nucleotides. RefSeq names its product steroid-5-alpha-reductase, alpha polypeptide 2b (gene srd5a2b). The record is from RefSeq and is a predicted model, not a curated record. Lineage: Eukaryota; Metazoa; Chordata; Actinopteri; Anabantiformes; Osphronemidae. Bases 108 to 866 code for a protein of 252 amino acids. Gene Ontology annotation, biological process: steroid biosynthetic process. The transcript has 5 exons. Gene Ontology annotation, molecular function: 3-oxo-5-alpha-steroid 4-dehydrogenase activity. Gene Ontology annotation, cellular component: membrane.
GUGGAGGCUAUUCAUGUUGUUUUAAAUGUAAUCAGAUACUCAGGAUUGGUUUACAGGAAGAAACCUAUUAUUGCAACACUGGCAGCCCUGAGGCACAGACCGGCAAGAUGCACUGCUAUGGGAGCUUGGUCACCUGUCUCAACUGUGGCUUCGUUAUACUAGGACUCUGGAACUUGGUUGAACACAGAAAGUCGCAGGCCUCCUACGGGCGCCACAGGUCGCCAGGGCCUCCAUGUUGGAUGAUACCAGCCAGAGCAGCCUGGUUCCUCCAGGAGAUGCCAGCUUUUCUGGUUCCACUACUCUUAAUGCUUACGUCGGACACACCCUCCAGUAUGGGAAAGUAUUUGCUACUUGGAACCUUUUGCUUGCACUAUUUUCACAGGACAUUUAUCUACUCCUUGCUGAUCAGAGGAACAUCGUUCCCGCUGGGCGUGAUGGUCAACGCAUGGUGCAUCUGCUCCGUGAAUGGAUUCCUGCAGGGACACUACCUGCUGCACUGUUCCCAGUUCAGUGAUGACUGGUCCUCUGACUAUCGCUUUAUAGCUGGCUUGCUGCUGUUUUUCAUCGGCAUGGCUGUUAAUAUACACAGCGACUACACCUUACGCAACCUGAGGAAACCUGGGGAAGUAAUAUACAAAAUUCCCACAGGGGGUCUGUUUGAGUACGUGUCUGGUGCCAACUACUUAGGAGAGAUCGUGGAGUGGUUUGGCUAUGCUGUGGCCACCUGGUCACUGCCAGCGUUGUCGUUCGCAGUGUUCAGUCUGUGUUUCAUUGGACCAAGAGCCUACUAUCACCACAGGUUUUACCAGGAAACAUUCAAACAGUAUCCCAAAGCGAGAAAGGCUCUGAUCCCCUUCAUUUUCUAAAUGAAACACUGACUACUGUGUAAAGACGUAAAUGAACGAACAGCCAAACCGAGGACCAACUUACUAUUGAAUGUGAAGCUGACAUGACUCGUUUUUUAUGCCCGUCACUGUACUUGAAAACCUGUUUAUUUUAAGUUGCAGUCAUGUCUGUCAACUGCUGUGCAAGAAAAAGAAAGACACUGAGAAAAUAACUUACAGCCCAUAGGAAGUAAAAUUUUGCAGACAUUUAUAAAAGUGUGUUUCAUAGUACUGUAAAUACUAGAUGUAGAAUCUCUUACACAUUAGUUCAAGAUCUUAUGAUGGAACAAACAAGAAAUUAUUUAGUAAACAUAUAAACACCUGGAAUAGUUUCAGAUGCUUGGCUUCAGACUGAAACUCUUUGUUUGAGGGUGAAUGGAUGGUUCCAUACUGUAUGUAAAGCAUGUAGGAGGGUGUGAUGCUGUGGAGAUGCUUUGUUGGUGAACUGGUGAGAAAACAGUGAUGCAGCAUUUUACACAGCAACAUGCCAAUACAUCUGGUUUGCCCUUAGAAGGAGGAUUGUUAGUUUUCACGCAGGACAAUAGCUGAAAGAAUGCCACAAAUGUUUAAAGUUGCAAAAGACCUUCUGACUUUCUUGUUUAGCAAUGCUAAUUUACCUUCAGGCUGGAGACACUUGUUUGUAACAGAUAAAUUGCUGAUUGUUGAUACAUUUUAUUAACCUAAAUAAACUCUUGAUACAAUAAACAAUA